Molecule: messenger RNA, 9211 nt
Organism: Dunckerocampus dactyliophorus (ringed pipefish)
Lineage: Eukaryota; Metazoa; Chordata; Actinopteri; Syngnathiformes; Syngnathidae
Gene: fam131ab
Product: family with sequence similarity 131 member Ab
Exons: 5
Coding region: 318-1316 (332 amino acids)
Source: RefSeq, a predicted model, not a curated record
UGUCGAUCUGUGGUGCUUCGGAAACAAUACACGUGUGGACUAAUCGAACCGUGACCGGACCAGCAGUAGAGGAAGGUGAAGGGGUGACGAACUCAAGAAGAGUCUCCAUCACAUUUUGAAGCGUAAACAGCACCAAUGCACACAUUUAAGACGCAUGGCUUUGAAUAAAAGAAAAACUAGAAACGACGCCAAGUGAUGGCCAGCCCCGCCGCCCCGGCAGCCUGAUCCCCCGCACCGGAACCCAGCGGAGCCUCCUUGGAUGCGAGGAGCGUGCGCGGUUCCCCUUCUAUAAGGUGAAUGUUGACGACACCAUUGAAAUGUUACCAAAAUCAAGACGAGCUCUGACCAUUCAAGAGAUUGCAACGUUAGCGCGAUCCUCCUUACAUGGUAUUUCCCAGGUAGUGAAGGAUCAUGUGACAAAGCCUACAGCCAUGGCACAGGGCAGAGUGGCCCACCUCAUCGAGUGGAAGGGGUGGUGUAAGCCUAUGGAUACUCCUGCAGCCCUGGAAUUGGACUUUAAUUCUUACUCGGAUCUUACAGAAGGAGAACAGGAGGCGCGCUUUGCUGCAGGUGUGGCAGAGCAGUUUGCCAUCGCCGAGGCUAAGCUGAGGGCCUGGUCGUCAGUAGAUGGAGACGAGUCCAAUGAUGACUCAUACGAUGAAGACUUUCUGCCUGCCAACGAGCCUACCACACAGAGCACAGACGUGCCAUCGUAUUCUCCCUACUUAAAAGACCUGAUCCACAACCAGCUUUGUCAACACCUGGGCCUGCGUGGGCUGUGCUGCGAAGGAGGGGACGACGGAGGUCGAGACCGAGGGGGCAGCGGCGACCCGUCUCCCACAGCGGGCUCGCCAGACACUUUGUGCUCUAGCCUGUGCAGCCUGGACGAGCACCACCCGCUGCUGCGUGACCUGAGCGGCCCCCGUGGUGGCCACAACAAUGCCGCAGAGCUCGCCGCGAAGAUCCUGUCAGCGCUGCAGGGAGGGGAGGAGCUUCUUCUGGCUCGACUUCAGAGGGUCGGGCAGACAGGGCCCGGCAGGGGGGAUUGUGGAUUCCACACCCUUGGCGGGAAUGGGCGGGGUAUUGGGCCUCGUGGUGGCCAGGCGUCCCCUUCCUACUCUAUGUCUUACUCUGAGACAUACCUGUCCCCUGGGGAGGAUGAUGACACCCCCUGUAAGGACUUGUGCCAGGUGGAGGCCAACGCGGAGGGGUUUCCACCUGAUUAUGACCCCCGUAGGAGGCUUUCUGACGUGGCUUCCUCUGGAGUUGUUUCGCUUGAUGAGGAUGAAGAGGAGGAAGAAGAAGCCAACCAAUGACUCCUCUCACCUCAAUGUUCCUUCCUCUGCUCAUUGAGGUGCCUCCCAUCCACCAUGACACCUAAAAAGUUGCGUUAUUUAUUCAUUUGUCUUUGCCUUACUUCCAACAACAUCCUUGCAGUUUUGUUUUGCAGUAUCUUCAUCAACUUGAUUUUUUGCAAGCGUCUAAACAAUCUUUUUAUCUGUGUGCAACGAGGAGUCGCUCAGUUGAAGCCUUGGGUUUGAUGCUCACAGUUCCACCUUACCUGUGCUGCAAACUCCAUAAAUGAACAUGAAGACAGAAUGACUUAGUCCAGAACCCUUUUUCUCUUUGCAUGUAUUUUGCAAGUGCUGACAAUGAUGGUCAGACCUGAGCACGGUUUGUAAUCUCAGCUCUUCUGUAUGACCCCCAAACCCCGGCCAGUCCUCCUUAUCCCCUAAGCAUCUCCCCACCGGAGAAGCUCCUCCACCCCACCGACCCUUUGCAAGAGACAAACUAGAGCAUCCUUUUAGGCAUGGCUUGCUGAGUAUGCCAAACUCUUUAUUCCUGUCACUACCAAUUACAGUGGAACCUCCAAAGUGGAACACCCAACAUUUCAACUGGAAUUUUCUAGAAAAUGCCUGAAAACGCAAAACUAAUUGUCAGCUUAGUGAGCCUUUAGAGUUAAAUCCACGGGGGUGUUUUACUCUUUCUGUGGCUUUUUGUGUUUCUUGGAAACCACCCAAGAGGAAUAUUGUAAUAAUAAGCAUAUACAGUGGACCCCGCUCAUGUUGACAACCUAUCUAUGUCGACCAACUCAUCAAGUCUUGCUCCCCUGUGUUCUUCUUACGAAAAAGCUAAAAAGUGCCAGCUUAAGUUGACACUUAAGUUGGAUUCUACCACAGCAACUAGCAAAAUUAUUAUUUUUUGUUUGUAAGCCACCGGAAGAAAGAUUUGCACAUGUAAAAAGGGGUUGAGCUGAGCAAUGUUUUUAUGUGCAGUAGUAAAAUUUGAGCCUUGUGCGCAUGGGGCUUGCGGACCUCCACUUUGAGUCUGUGUGGACUUCAGCAUACGUUCCGCGUAGGUUCAGCCUGAGUAUGUUUGGGCCUUUACAGUGGAACUUCGGUUAGCAUAUGCCUCCGUUAGUUUUUUAGUUUACCUUGAAAAGUUACGCCUAAAUUUUGACCCUUGUUUGCAUAAAUUUUCUGGCUAGCGUACAAUAUGGCGCACGUCUUGUCGUGUUAUUAAAGUCCAACUGUGUUUGUAACUUAUUUUAAUCACAAAUCGUCCUUGUUAGCUGCCUAUUAGCUUGCUAACAAAGUGGAAACUGGAACCGGAAGUCAACUCUGUCGCCCGUCUUAUAGGGUUGCCAAACGGAAUCGUCUAUUUAAAAAUGAAAGUACGCGUACCGUACUGAGUUGACAAGUAACGCACUUUGUCCAUUGCUACAGUGAGAAUUGAAUUUGUCUGUAAAAUGUGGAGUCGGUUGACGACAGCUUGUCACAGGCUGAGCCUAUCGUUGCCAGCGUGUCUGAUCGCUCACCUGUCAAUCUCAUCGCCUUUCGACUUUCCUGGCAACUUUGUUUACACCCUUGGCCGGGCUCUCACUCUGCCUCAUCGGUGGAAGCUAGCUAGCGAGUUCUCCGCCCAGCCUCUGGUCUUCGAAAUCCAAAUGUGACUUUUUUUUUGUGACAUGUUGUCUGUAAAACAAACAAGCAUUGUGGUUAGUUUGGAGCUCAUUUUGUCUCACGGGGAAGCUAAGUGGCUAUCACGUUCAUAAGGUACGUACUAACUUACUUUGUGAAAGUGUCUUUUAAACUUAAACAUGUAGUUUGUCUGGCUUUAAGAUAGUGAUGCUAUCACAGGGGUCUCAAACAGGUAGCUUGUGAGCUAGCAAUAGCUUGCUAGCUGAUGUUGAGGAGCAAAGAAUAUUUGCUUCAACUCUUAGUAUUUUAUAAGUGUUCAGUUCAGACAUGAUGCUUGUAUUUAAUGACAAAUGACCACAGAAUAGCAUAAAGACGAUGACCACACUGUUUGAGUGGAGAUUUGCUUUUUAAAUAAAGUACAAUUUAAAUAUUCCAGGCACAUAAAGCACAAAAAGUUCACCUCUCUUUUCUUUUUGUCAAAGUAGCUUUAAUAGUGCUGGAAGUUGGUCAUAAACUUGGACACUAUGUUUAAGUUAAGCAAGACAGAUUUCUACUUGUAUAAGAAAGAUACUUAAAUUGUUAUUUUAUUCUGUUAAUUGUGUUAGUUUGAACUAAAAAAAAUAUAUAUUAUUGAACAAUUUCCCAUCUAUUCAUAUUACUCUAAUACAUGCAUCAAAUCAAAUUAAAUUUUCAGUUUCGUGUCAAAUAGUACAAAAGUCGUUUCACAUGGUAAACAAACAACAACAAAAAAACAGUCAGGUCGGUUGGACCUGCCGACAAGGUGUCCCUUAUUUAUUUUUGUGAGAGUUGGCAACCCUACCUGUCUAUGAUGUCAUCAGAGGUUGACUCUGUAGUUGUUUACUAACUAACACAGUUACGCCGCAAGUCUGUGCUGUUCUUAUUGGUCACGGCUGCAAAAUAAAACACAAUGGAGCCAAAGAAAGUUGCAAGUGCCAGCAUUUUGAUAAAGGUGAGAAACACUACUGAAUUGAAGAAAUAACUCAUAGCAAAAUACCAAAGCGGUGUCCCUGUUGAUCUCGCUGCCACGUCGUCUUUGUCAACACUCAUGUCGUCAGUGAAGCUAAAAGUGACGAUAAAUGUUCAUUCGUCUCUUUCAUGCAUCAUUUAUAUGUAUUUCUAUGCAUGUGCAUUUUUUUCUGUAUAUAAAACUAUAAUUGUAAAACAAUAAUCAAAUGUUUAGUGUUAACAUUUUUGGGUGUCCAUAAGGGAUUACAUGGAUUUACAUGAUUUCCUAUGGAAAAAAUGGAUUGAGUUACAGUACGUUUCGGUUCUAGUCGAACUUUUGGAAACGGCUUAAUGACUCUAACGUUCCAUUUCUAUUUGAGUUUUAUUUAAUUUGGCUAAACGGUGUUAAUAGUUGGUUCACUUCUUACACUCGUGUGGUAGUUAUGCAUGUUGAACUUCUAAUUAAAACAUGGCAGAAUGGAGGCUUUAUGAUGACAAAAUGGAAAAAAAAUGUUUUGAAUUUUCGCUUCACUCAACUCAUGUCAAACUGAUUGUGUUCGACUUUGGAGGUUCCACUAUCUGAGCAAAUGCUGGAAUGUCUUUAAAGUGACAGGACAUUGAUAUAUUCUAAAGUGACAAUGUUUAAAAAAAGAAACAAAUAGGGUUUGUCAGAAAUAAUAUGACUGAAAUGAAAUGCUUUUAUUGUACUGUUUUUCUAUCACACAAUGGUUGUUGAUAUUAUAUUCCUAUCGGCAUUAUGAUUGAUGGAUAUUUGCCAUAAUAAUCAACGCUACUGGAAUUCUGUGGAUUCCUGCAUGGAGGACAAGAACUUUUUGAUGUCUUAAACACACACACACACACACACUCAGCAGCAGUGACAACAAAAACACAAAGCGAAUGACACAUGCUGAAAAAGACAGAAAAGUGAAUGUUUUCUUUUCUUGAAGAGCCGAGGUGGAGAUUUUCUAUAUUUUUGUAUGCGUUGUCUUGCUUUGAUCUCUAUGCCUCCAUGGCGUGCCGGUGUAUGUGGUUUCUUGCACGAAGCUAUAAUGUGGCUGUACAUUUAUCCUUUUCUUCGUUAUCACUGUGUGAUAUAGUCUACUUGGAAAAAAAACAACUUAUGUGAAAACAUAUUUCUUUCAAUUAUGUUAAGAGGAUGCUGUCAGGGUUCCCACAUGUUCUGGGAAAUCUGGAAAAUGAUUGACCAAUUUUCCAGUCAUGGAACAUGAGAAAAAAGGUCCAAUUUUAUCCCUGCCUUGUGCAUGCAAACGGCUUAAAAAAAUGUCUCUUGUCACCUUAUCUUUUGGACAACAUUAAGGCGCUUCACCGCCUCCAGCCGGCACAGCGCCCCACGUGACGCUACCAGCCAAUCAGAUUUGCAUUUCUGCUUAGAGCAGUUCUAAGCUGACUCUUCAAACCCCGAUUUAGCGCCUAUAGACUAGCAACUGUAAGUAUGUAGCGGCUAAAAAUGUCCUGGAUAAUAAUUUCAGGGAACGAGUGGGAACUCUGCACUGUAACACAGUCCGUUACGGUUUGACAUCAGACAUAGGUCUUAUUUGCUGACAUUUUGAAAUGCUUGUUUAAAUGCUGUUAAUGACUUCUGAAAAGCUUUUGCCUUUGAAAAUAUUCUUUCAACUCUCUGUUCUCAUGUUUGCAAAAGGGCAUGGUUCUGUGAUUCAUGUAGGAGAUCUGUUCAGGUUCUCCCAGAGGGACUGUCAUUCAUACAACUCAGGAAUUCCCAUUACACCACCGCAUCAGCAUGCAUAACACCAAUCACCUCUCCUCCUACCUGUGUCUUCAUGUUUGUGAUUCUGGGCUUGUAUGUCUGCGGGAAAGCCUUACAUACUUGUUUUCUGCAACGAAUUUCAGCACAGACUUGGCCCCAUUGCCCUGAUUUUAGUUGCUUACGGAAUCCUCAAAAUGUGAGUCUACGUGAUUGUGUAUGUGGAUGUGAUGUAUUGUACGAUGUCAGCAAGCUCCUCAAGCUUGCAGUUGAAUCCGACACCCCUCCAAUGCAGCCAUUCCCUUUAAACGAUGUCUGGCAUUGCUGACCUGAGCCCCAUUAGAGGUUCAACUUUUACUGGUGCUGGAGAAUACAAAUAAGGACAGCAUGGUGUACAUUGGAACCCGUUUAAGUUCACCCCGUUUAUGUCGACAGACCAUCGCAACCAGUGAUGUGCGGUGAGGUUCAUGGCUGGUGAGGCACUGACGCCUUUGGAGUUUUUUUUAUGUUAAUACAGGUUACUCAUUAAGAAGACGAGAAAUAAUUUAAGAAUAAUUGAAUUUGUUUUCCAUCCAUCCAUCUUCUUUGCCGCUCAUUCUCAUUAGGGUCGCGGGUAUCCUAUCCCAGCCGACUUUGGGCGAGAGACUGGGUACACCUUGGACUGGACGCCAGCCCAUUGCAGGGCACAUAUAGACAAUCAUUGACACUCUUAUUUAUUUUUUAUUAACUGAAAAAUAUUUGUGGUCUUACCUUUUCUUUGCACACACACACACACACACACACAUAUAUAUAUAUAUAUAUAUAUAUAUAUAUAUAUAUAUAAAAAAUCCUCCAUCUUGGCAGUCAAAUUCAUUCAUUCAUUUAGCAAAGCCUAAAAUAUCUUUAAUGCAUUUGAUUUGCUGCUUUCCAGCUGGUGCUGCAGCUGUCAAAAAAAUGCUAGCUUUUCCAUGCUAUGGAAGGAUGAUGGCAGUGACAAGCACCUUCCAGCUUAUGCACGCCCCCACCACUUCAAGGUUAGGUGGAGUACUGCAGCGCCUCCAUGUAUGACAUUUCCCUGUACUUUAUUGUCUGAUUACCAAGAAUAAUGAUGCCAUACUUACGGUAGGCGGGGCUUGCACACCAAGCCGAGAAGAGACCCUCACAGCAGCCUCAUCUUAGGUUUCUGCCCUGUAGUUGAUCAGGAAAAGAGCAAAUUCAGUCAUUUUAAAAUGAGAAAAUCUUUCAAACAAUGGUAAUCAUACAGAAAAUAAAUUUAUAAUACAGGUCAGUUCACAAAUAUUAAUAUUUAUUUGAUGUCAUCAUUAUCAGUCAUUAGACAUUGAAGUUUUUUUUUUAUUAUUAAAGUGCCCACUUAAGUCGACGUCGACAUACAUGGUCGACCGCUUUUGUCGAUAUAAAAUAUGACAGCCAAAAAGGUAAUUUCUAUGAAAAAUCGGUCCGUUCAUGUUUACAUGUGUGUUAGCAUUGUAUAAAUUCAUUAUGGCUGAGAUUUGUGGUUAUUAAAAUGGAACUGCCACUUACCUUCAAAUAUUCAGCUUAGGAACAAAGGUUCUUUCUUCUUUCGAGAUUUUAGAUUUUGUCUCCCUUUCUGCAACCACCAAUAUAUACAAUUUGCACAAACGGAGUAAACCGAUGCCAACAAAGCGCAAUAGGUUCAAAAUCCUUUAUUAUCACCCAUUCUUCUUAUAUCGUUGGUGAAAGUCGCAAGUAAAUGUGCAGUCAAUGGCAAUAUUCACUUAUGUCAACAACCGCUUAUGUCAGCCAAUCAGAUGGAUGUUGACUGAAACGGGUUUCACUGUACAAUGUCGCUAGAGUUGUUGGAUUGAGGGCAGAAAAUGAGCUGAACAUGAGGACAUACAGUAGGAGAGUUGUAGAGGACAGCGACAACUCAGGGGGAAACACUGAAGCUGUGCCUUUCAUUCGUCACAUCAUCAUUCACAUCAUUUUUUGAAAAACAGUGAAAACAAUGUCAGCUGCCUGGGGUGUUAAACACCAAAUAUGCUGUUGCAUCUCCUUGCAGCUGUAGGACAUCGUCGUCCUUUUGGGUGACAUUAAAAGUCAGCUGAUGUUGGCGAUGUUUGUUCAGACGUGGUGUUGUGAACGCAUCACUGGCCGCCCCUGCUUCUUUCUAUUUGUCAACUGACUUUGUCCAGCGCAUUCUGUCUGUCUGUCAGAGUGCCCCUAUCCUUGUCCAAGGUGCUGUGUGUGUAUGUGACAGACAGAGAGGAGGGUAGGGUAUGUCGAUACUUUGUAUUUUUUCUGUCUCAUUCAUUAUACAUACACACACUGACAUGUAAGUAUUUGUCCUUACAGUGAACACACACACACACACACACACACACACACCAACACGCAGACAGCCUGAUGAAUGUCUCCUCUAGCUGUCUCUACCAUUUCCUGCUGUCUCAUCAUCUCCCUUCCUACCACCACUCGAUGUUUGCAUCCUUACAGUACAUCUCUACCUCCACUCCAUUCGUUUCCAUCCUCCUCUAUCCUUGCCCACAUGCAGCUCAUAGUGGAACUGUGAGGACUUAACUUUGCUGACAAAAAAAAUUGCCUGCCACUCUUAAAAACACACCAAAACAAUUGAUGUGUCUGUCUUUUUCACCCUCGGGUCUUUUUUAAAUUCUUCUCUCUCUUGUCUGAAGUUGCUUUCACACUAACAUCAUUUGCUUCAGUUGACUCAAAGUAACGUAUUUUAUGGACUGUAAGUCGCAGUUUUUUUUUUAUAGUUUGGUUGGUUUUGCAAUUUAUAGUCAGGUGUGACUUAUAAAUCCCUCAAGGGAAAAUCUGCUGCUAGCUUCAAAAUAGAUUGGAAACUAUACACGUUAUUUCAGUUAAUUAGAGGUACAAUUUAUUAAUACUUGCAUGCAAGGAGACAAAUGAAUACAAUCUGAACAGACGGCUUCUAGAGAAAAUGUCUUACUAUUUACGUCAAACCACAUAUGCGAGGAGAGGGGUGAUUUCCUCCUCCAGCCACACGCCUAGACACUCAAGACUAGGUGAAUCAGGUGAUGAGCAUGUGGAGGACUUGCUUGGGAGACAGGAGGCCUCGAGCAGAUAAUCUUAGCAAGUCAGUGUGACAUUAAUGUGUAUCUUAGCAGAAAUACACACACACAUACAUAUAUGUAUAUAUAUACAUACAUAUAUAUAUACAUAUAUAUAUACAUACAUAUAUAGUCAAAACAAAUGGAAUAAUGGACAUCAAAUGUUAUAAAUGCAAUGAUAGUCCAUAUUUUCCAGACAAUAUCAUAAUUUAACAUGUUUUAAAUGUUAAUUUGUACUGACUGAUAUGAAUCAGGGAGUAAACAUUACCGUUGACUGCCGUGAAAGCGCGCUGUAGACUUGUGACAACAGUGACGUGGGAUGAGAACGGGAGCUUGGUGAAUUUCCUUAUCGGUAACUUGCUUGUUAUGUUAAUUUAGCCUGUUCAUUCUCCCAGAUAUGUUUUUUGUGCUAUUGUGGAGGUGAAUAACUGUUAAUGUGUUAUGUUAACAUACCGGACACCUAUUCAGCCUGUUGCUCUUUGUGCUGUGUGCAAACUUGCCUUUCCUGAUUAAAUACCUGUUCUUAAAUUUCUAAAUAAAUGGAACCUAUAGUC